AAGAAAAAAAAAAGAAAAAAGGAAAAUAAUACCUCGUUUGCGAUCCGUCUGAUACGCUGUACUUGCGGUGUAAGAUGUCUGCGACGCCUCGGAAACCUGGAACGCCCGUUGGGUCCAACAGGUCGUCGAUGUCGGGUGAUAAUAACAACGCGGUCAAUGGGUCGACUCUUCGAGGCCAUACACGGUCCCCGAGUGCGACUACGAACGGACUGAGUCGCAGCCCGUCGACCCGCGGGUCGACUCCCGUGUCUGCACGUGCGGCCGCCAGAAAACCCGGUCGCUCCAAUCUGAGCAUGUCGAACGUGCCCAAGAUCACUGAUGAUGCCUCCGAGGAGGAGGAGGCGCGCGCCCAGAAUGCCGCGCUGAUUGCGGACCUCAAGGAACAACUACAGAAGGCCGAGACCGCGUCGGAACAAUAUCGCAAACAGCUCGGUGUGCUGCAGAUGCGCCUUGACGAGGCCGUGAGUGAACAGGGAAAGCUGGAGGACCAAGCCCAUGAGAAGGACAGCAAGAUCGAAGCGUUGAAUUCGGAGAUCCGCGAGCAUGUGCGGCAGAUCCGUGAUCUGGAACAGACCCAUGAGAUGGAACGCAACGCCAUGCUCCAGGAGAAGGAACAACAGGCAAGCCGCGAGGAAGAGAUGCAGGCUACAGUCCAGCGCCUCAAGGAAUCCCUAGCGCAAAAGGAAAUGCGUAUCGUGGCUGACGGCGAGCGCAACGUUUCCCGUUCAUCAAGCUUUCGGAAUCGUUCCUCCCCGGAACUGGAUGCACAAUUUGCCCCCUCGUCAGCCCAGCUGGAACGCAGCCCGUCGCGCAACAACUCCAAGUUGCUGCUGCAGAAGGACAAGCUCAUCGAGUCGCUUCGGCUGGAGUUGGCCGAGUCCCAGAUCAAGCUCGUGGAGAUGGAGAAUAUGGGCGGCGGCCGCCAGCGGGAACUCGAAAAGGAGCUUCUGGAGGCUCGCAUGGCCAACGCUCGGCUGAUGGAAGACAAUGAGAGCUACCAACUGUUGCUGAGCGAGCGGACCUUGAACGGGGACUUCGCCAAGGGCGACUUCAUGCGUGAGAUUCACCCAGACUCUCAGGAGGCGAGCAGCAGCGGGCUGGGGUCGCUCGCAGAUGAGCUGCAGUCGGUUGAUGAGAAUGCCGAAACAGACAGCCCCUCCCGCAAGCUCGAAACCGAGGUCCGCACCCUCAAAGACCAGAACAAGGCCCUGACCCUCUACAUCGAGCGCAUCAUCAGCCGUCUCCUGCAACACGAUGGGUUCGAGGCGAUUCUCGAUCGCAAUGAAAGCGAUCCGCCGGCGAAGAAACCGGCCCCGAGCAGCGUCAGUAGUGCCGACAAGGACUUGCCGCCCACUCCGCCAGAGAAGGAAGAUUUGGCCGGUCAAUCAUUCCUGCAGCGGGCCAAGUCCGUCGUCUCGGGCCAACCCCUGGCAUCCAAGCCGCGCCCGCGGCCCAUGAGCUUCAUGCCUCCCACCAGUAACCCCGCUCCCACGGCCCAUGAGAAUCCCGACACGGCGCCCAGCAUCCCUAUCAGCCGAGCCACGUCUGUCCGGGCUGGCCAUCGCCGAACAAGGUCCGAGCAAACAGAUGGAGCCGCAGCGGCUGUCAUCGGUCAGAUGUACCGUGGCAGGAACUCCGGCGGGCCCAUCAGUCCGACCACCAUGGGGCCUGGUUCCCGCCAGAGCGUCUUCUCCGGAACCCCCAGCUAUAUCUCCAGCAUGGGCGCCAGCCACCGGGCGGCGUCCCUGUCCAGCCAUCAGGACCCCGGCCGGUUCAGCAGCUCCAAUAGUGUCAGCAGCGAUCUCCACGGCGACACCGUGUCUACGGGCGCCACGUCCAGUCCCCCGCGCUCCAGCAGCGGGAUGACCAACUACACCGGUGCGGUAAUGACGCAAAGCAAGUUGCGCCCGCUCCGGCUGGUCCAGGAAAACAACGAAGCGGCGCUGGAAGAUGAAGCCGCCCGGAAGAAGGCCAACCGCGCCAGCUGGAUGCCUGGCUGGUUCAAUCGCUCCAACACUGAGGAGAUGGCAUAAAUGCCCUCCUCUCUCUCUCUCUC
Messenger RNA from Penicilliopsis zonata CBS 506.65, 2056 nucleotides. RefSeq lists its product as hypothetical. Lineage: Eukaryota; Fungi; Ascomycota; Eurotiomycetes; Eurotiales; Aspergillaceae. The coding region runs from base 75 to 2033 and encodes 652 amino acids. The transcript has 2 exons. The record is from RefSeq and is a predicted model, not a curated record.